AUGUCAAAUAUAAUAAAUUAUUACCAGUCAAUUUGUAACACAGAAAUUAAUGGAAGUUUUUCGCUUAGUAAAAGAACAAGAGAAAAAAGUGAAAAAUUAAAUAUUAAAAUUAAAAGAACUAAAGGACUAACAUAUGAUUUACUUCUUGAUGCUAAUAAGUUAUUUAAUGAAUAUUUUAGUUCUUUUAAGUGUGAUCCGAAGUUUUUAUUAAAUAUAAUUUAUAAAAUGGAAUUAACUGGUGCAUUAAUUUAUGUGCAUAAUGUACCUUGUAUUAUAGCAGAAGAAAGGAAAAAUUCUAUUAUAGUAGUGUAUAGAGAUAAUAGUGUAAAGACACACAUAAAAAGAGGAUUAAUAUUUUAUUUAGAAAAAGAUAAUGUUAAGUAUGGAAUAAUAGGAAAAAAUUUAAAUCUUAAUAGAUUUUUAAAGAAAUGA
Molecule: messenger RNA, 432 nt
Organism: Vairimorpha ceranae
Lineage: Eukaryota; Fungi; Microsporidia; Nosematidae
Product: ribonuclease-like protein
Exons: 1
Coding region: 1-432 (143 amino acids)
Source: RefSeq, a predicted model, not a curated record